AUGGCUGGUAGAGAUAUCCCAGAUGAAUUGAUAGAGAUAAUCCUAAAGCACCUUGACCUUACAAACGAAACUGAUAUUAAUCGAUUCCGUGCCGUCUGUCAAUCAUGGAGGUCUUCUAUUCCUAGAUUUGAGAGAAAGAUCCUAUUACCCAACAGAUUUGAGAUAGAAUCUGACUCCUGGACUCCUUGUUUCUUACCCUCCAAGACCGAGAGCAUAGUCUAUCAUAUUACACCACUUGCCGAAGAUCCCGAUCGAAAGCAAAGGGGCUGGCUAAUUAGGUUAGAUAGUGACGGUAAGUUAGUCGAUCCAUUAUCCCAAACCGACUACAAAGGAAGGACACCAUUCCGGCCAAAGGUAAUAAACUUUCUUGACUUUCGCGUAUUUGAAUUGGCAAGAACUUAUUGUAGUGGCCACUGGAAUAAGAUGGCCGUGUCCGAGAACCUUGAUGUCCCUGCGGUCAUGAUGUUGAGGGAUAAAAUAUUGUAUGGUGGAAAACUAGGUCUUCACGUCAGAGAUGCAACCAAGCUCUACCUAAAUCCGGAUUAUCCUGAUGGUGUUGCCUUGAAUAGAAAGACAAAGACUCCUGUUGAUGAUGUUAUUUUUUAUCAAGGAAAGUUUUAUGCUGUCUCAGAGUCUGGGGGAGCUAUAGUGAUGGUUUCUUCAUGUAAUUUUAAAGAGGUAUACGUAGCGUGGCCAAUAUGUAAUUUGAUAAGUUGUGACAAGAAGAUGUAUUUGGUCGAAUCACUCGGGGAGUUGUUGUUAGUUGAGAGACGAGGGCCUAGAUUCAUCGGCGAAGGUGAUUUGGUGGACAAUGUGCUCAACAAGGAAGUUAUAUUCAUGGUUUACAAGUUGGAAGAAAGGGAGCGAUGGGUGAGGCGAUGGGUGAAGAUGAAAGAUUCAGAAUUAAGUGAUCGAAUAUUGUUUGUGGCUGAUGGUAUCUUUAGCUUCUCUGUUUCUGCUAAAGAGUUCCCAGGAUGCCGACACUACUAG
Messenger RNA from Rosa rugosa (rugosa rose), 990 nucleotides. RefSeq names its product F-box protein SKIP23-like. Gene Ontology annotation, molecular function: protein binding. Lineage: Eukaryota; Viridiplantae; Streptophyta; Magnoliopsida; Rosales; Rosaceae. The coding region runs from base 1 to 990 and encodes 329 amino acids. The record is from RefSeq and is a predicted model, not a curated record. The transcript has a single exon.